Molecule: messenger RNA, 1449 nt
Organism: Dovyalis caffra
Lineage: Eukaryota; Viridiplantae; Streptophyta; Magnoliopsida; Malpighiales; Salicaceae
Source: the annotation of a GenBank genome assembly
AUGGAGAAUCUGAUUGACAAGGGCACUUUCAUUUCACAAGUUGAGAGGCAAAACAGUUCACUUCCUACUGUCAUCGUGAUUGGUGGUGGUAUUUCAGGACUAGCUGCUGCGCGAAUACUCCAUGAUGCAUCUUUUAAGGUGAUCUUGCUGGAAUCGCGUGAUAGACUUGGUGGCCGCAUUCAUACGGACUAUUCAUUUGGCUAUCCGGUGGAUUUGGGGGCAUCAUGGCUGCAUGGUGUUUGCAAUGAGAAUCCCUUGGCUCCACUGAUACGAGGUCUGGGGCUAAAAUUAUACCGUACUAGUGGUGACAACUCUGUGUUGUAUGACCAUGAUCUAGAGAGUUAUACCCUUUUCGACAAGGAAGGACAUCAAGUUCCACAACAGAUGGUUAUUGAAGUUGGAGAUACAUUCAAAAGAAUUCUCAAGGAGACGGAGAAAGUAAGAGAUGAAAACACUCAUGACAUGUCUGUUCGUCAAGCAAUUUUUAUUGUUCUAGAUAGGCAUCCGGAAUUAAGGGGGCUUGCACAUGAAGUGCUUCAAUGGUACAUCUGUAGAUUGGAAGCGUGGUUUGCAGCAGAUGCAGAUAUGAUAUCACUGAAAUCUUGGGAUCAGGAGCAAGUUCUUUCCGGUGGUCAUGGUCUUAUGGUGCAAGGUUAUGACCCUAUAAUAAAGGCUCUUGCAAAAGAUAUUGAUAUACGCUUGAAUCAUAGGGUUAAAAAAAUAUCCAACUGGCCUAAUAAGGUGAUGGUCACAGUAGAGGAUGGGACAGGCUUUAUUGCUGAUGCAGCUAUCAUCACAGUACCCCUUGGGAUUCUUAAAGCCAACUUAAUUCAUUUUGAGCCAAAGUUGCCACAGUGGAAGGUUGAUGCAAUUUCAGAUCUUGGUUUCGGCAGUGAAAACAAGAUUGCAAUGCAAUUUGAUAAAGUAUUUUGGCCAGAUGUUGAACUCUUGGGCAUUGUUGCACCUACGUCUUAUGCUUGUGGUUAUUUUCUAAAUCUUCACAAGGCAACUGGCCAUCCUGUUCUUGUUUACAUGGCUGCUGGAAGGUUUGCUUAUGAUCUUGAGAAGCUAUCUGAUGAGUCUGCUGCAGAAUUUGUGAUGUUGCAGCUGAAGAAAAUGUUUCCUAAUGCAACAGAGCCGGUUAAAUAUCUUGUAACACGGUGGGGGACGGAUCCGAACUCACUUGGUUGUUACUCUUACGAUCUUGUUGGGAAGCCUGAAGAUUCAUACGAGAGACUCCGCACACCCCUGGGCAACCUCUUCUUUGGAGGAGAAGCAGUCAGCAUGGAGAACCAUCAAGGAUCCGUUCACGGAGCAUACUCUGCAGGAAUUAUGGCUGCCGAGAACUGUCGAAGACACAUAUUAGAGAGACUUGGCUACUUUGAUAAGCUCCAGCUAGUCCCUUCUAGAGGUGAAAUUCAUGAGCCUUUCCAAAUCUCAAGGAUGUGA